AUGCUUAAAACAAAAUCGAAUCGAGACUCUAGAAAAGAUUGCUCAAAAUCAUCUAUUCAAAAUGUGGAUGAAAAAAUAAGCAGGGAAUCACAAGAAUGCGAUAAGAGUCAAAGUUCAAGUAACAUUAAUAAUAAAUGUGACAAGAGUCAAAGGUCAAGAGACACUAGCGACGACGUAAACGGCAACGUUCCAUUGAAAAGACAAAAUGUGCCGCAUAGACAGGAACGAUUCGAAGAAAUGAUCAGACGAAAGAAAUAUGAAAGAAAACAUUUUUUAAAGCCAAUUACUACCGAAAAAUUUACAGCAAAUAGUUUUUCAGAGAAAGAGAAUUUGAAUGAAAUGGAAUUUGAUGUUACCCAAUGGGAAAAUACAUUAUGGAUGAAAGAAAAAGAACGUUUUAAACUUUCGCCGUGUAAUUGA
Messenger RNA from Brugia malayi, 420 nucleotides. RefSeq lists its product as uncharacterized. Bases 1 to 420 code for a protein of 139 amino acids. Lineage: Eukaryota; Metazoa; Nematoda; Chromadorea; Rhabditida; Onchocercidae. The record is from RefSeq and is a predicted model, not a curated record. The transcript has 3 exons.